This is a messenger RNA of Penicillium argentinense, 1101 nucleotides long. Its product is annotated as LLM class flavin-dependent oxidoreductase. Lineage: Eukaryota; Fungi; Ascomycota; Eurotiomycetes; Eurotiales; Aspergillaceae. The transcript has a single exon. Gene Ontology annotation, molecular function: oxidoreductase activity, acting on paired donors, with incorporation or reduction of molecular oxygen. The record is from RefSeq and is a predicted model, not a curated record. Bases 1 to 1101 code for a protein of 366 amino acids.
AUGCCGACCGAAUUCAUCAGCCUAACUUUCCCCAAUCACUCAACGGAACUCAAACCCAUCCCAAAUGCAAGCAUCGACCCCAAUUUCCUAGUCCGCUACGCCCGCUCGCUCGACGACCACGAAUUCAACUACACGCUCAUCCCUUACGACUCCUCCUCCUUCGACCCCUUCACCAUCGGCGCGACAAUCGCCUCCGUAACCAAGAAAUUGAAAGUGAUCAUCGCCCUCCGUCCAAACACCCUCUAUCCCACCGUCGCAGCCAAAGCCCUCGCAACCCUCGACCAGCUCAGCUCCGGCCGCGCAGUAGUCCACUUCAUCGCCGGCGGCAGCGAUGCAGAACAAGCGAAAGAAGGCGACUUCCUAAACAAAGAAGAGCGGUACGCCCGACUGGAAGAGUACAUCAAGAUCCUGCGCCGCGCCUGGGAAUCCGCUGACCCAUUCGACUGGGACGGGAAAUACUUCCAAUUCAAAGGUUUCAGCAACAAGGUCCGUCCCGUCAACGGAACAAUCCCGGUCUCCGUCGGCGGCUCAUCAGACGAAGCCUACCGAAUUGGCGGGUCACUAGCCGACAUCUUCGGACUAUGGGGAGAGCCCUUGAAAGAGACGAAAGAGCAAAUCGACCGGAUCUACACCGAGGCCGAUAAAGCGGGUCGAGCUGAGACCAACCGGCCACGCAUCUGGGUGACGUUUCGACCUAUUGCCGCGGAGACGGACGAAUUGGCCUGGAAGCGGGCGCAUGCGACGCUGGAUGCGUUGACGACCAACCGGGCGCUGGGGCAGGGGAAGGCGCCGCCCGAUGCACCACCACCGCAGAAUGUUGGGUCUCAGCGGUUGCUGGACAUUGCGGCCAGAGGCGAGGUUCAAGAUCGCGCGCUUUGGUACCCGACUGUUACGGCGACGAAUGCGAGAGGCGCGUCGACUGCGCUUGUUGGGUCUUAUCAAACUAUUGUUGAAUCCAUUUUGGAUUAUGUUGAUCUGGGCGCGGAGUUGAUUUCUAUUCGUGGGUAUGAUAAUCUUAAUGAUGCUAUUGAUUAUGGGCGGUAUAUCCUCCCUGGUGUGCGGAAGGUGCUGGGGGAGAGGGCGAAUGGGUCGACUGCUUGA